Pecten maximus is the source of this 3878-nucleotide messenger RNA. Its product is annotated as WD repeat-containing protein 25-like. Lineage: Eukaryota; Metazoa; Mollusca; Bivalvia; Pectinida; Pectinidae. The record is from RefSeq and is a predicted model, not a curated record. Gene Ontology annotation, molecular function: protein binding.
UGUGUUUAGUUUCCUCUUGCACCUCGAUUGGAGUAUUGAAGUUUGGCAAUACUGGUUCGUACACUAUAUACAGCACAUCACCUUCUACUCAACGGAAAAGGUUUUAGGAGGAAACAAGAAAAAAACGUUGUUGCAAAUUUAAAGUGCUGAAUUAUGUUUCAAAGAAAAUAAUCUUUUUUCAUUGACACAACACGUACGGAAUGUACAAUGAAUGCCUUACUUGAAUAUGGAAGCGGCACUGAUGACGAUGAUGACAGUGAUGAAAAAGAGGAUACUGGAGAAGAAAAACGGACGCAACCAGAGAAAGUAUGCGACUUCUUCAACUUCGACUCAGUGGUGGAAUGUGAUGACUACCAGCCGAAAACGAAAGUUUUAAAAAGAGAAUUUACGUUAUCAUCAGGUCUGUCUGUCGAAAUGCCUGUCGAAGAAUUCUGGGAAUCUGUUUCUGCAGAUGAUAUAAAGCUGGUCUCAGAAAGGAAACCAUCAAAGUCAUGUUACAUUUCAAAAGAGUGCAAAGCAAAGCAAACAUUUGGUAACGUUAGAGGUUCACACGAAACCUUCAACAACCAAAAUAGAAGCGACUUGGAAUCUAAAAUGCAUGGUGUUAAAAAGGAAGUUCCAACACAGUGCAUGCAUUCACAUUUAGUUAGAACAAAGGCUCUUUCAGAAAUUGAUGAACAAACAAGAAUUUUCAAACAUGUUGGAGAAGGUACUUUAGACAAGCAACAGGUUUACUCAGGACAAGAUCAAGUUGAAGAUAAACAUGUGAGAAUAAAUGCUGAUAAUCACAUCAACCACAGAAAAUUGCUUUACCUGCAUUCUAAAAUCAAACCUCAUCUAAAUAGAAAAAUGUUCUUUAAGAUACCAAACAAUAGAAACAAAACAUUACAGGCCAUUUCAGGUCCAGUGAACAGAGUAAAAUGGAACAAUCCAAUGUAUAGUCAUUUACUUAUGUCUGUCUCAAUGGAUGGCACAGUCAAGUUGUGGAACUUCUGGUCCAGCUUAGACCAUUGUGUCCAGACAGUCAGCGUUCAUACAAAGGCAGUGAAAGAUGCUUGCUGGAGCCAAUCUGGGAAAGAAAUUAUUUCCUGCGGCUAUGAUAAAGUGGCAAUCAUAUCAGAUGUUGAUAGAGGUAAACAAUUGGCGAUUUUUCGACAUGAAAACUAUGUGAAUUGUGUAAAGUGUCACCCAGAUAAUACCAACGUGUUUGUGUCUGGAUCCUAUAACAUACUACAAGCCUGGGACAAACGGACACCGGACCAACCUGUGCGGGAGUUCAUCUACAAGGACAGCACUGGGCAGGUCCAAGAUGUAAUAUUUUCAGCAGAUGGGAGCAGUAUAUUCUCUAGCUGUGAUUUACUGAGUCGUGACUCCGCAGAUAGGAAUGUGAUGGCCUGGGACUUCAGAAGUGGAGUGGUUCUGUCCAACCAGAUAUACCAGGAAAGAUACAGCUGUACAAGGCUCAAGCUACACCCGACAGAGGGCCACUUUCUAGCUCAAACAAAUGGAGACUACAUUGCAAUCUUCUCCACACAGAAGCCCUACAAACUCAACAAGGCCAAACGCUUUCAGGGUCACAAGGGACUUGGCUAUGCUGUUGGAUUUGACGUGUCUGUAGAAGGGUCACUGGUGGCAAGUGGCAGUGCUGAUGGCAAUAUUUAUUUUUACAAUUACCAUACUGGACGUCUUCUCCGCACUCUGACCACAGAUCUGGACGUCUGUACAGAUGUCGCCCUACAUCCUGUAUUGCCCAGCACUGUGGCAUGUUGUGGAUGGAACGGGCAUGUAAAGGUAUGGAGGUGACCUUUACAGUCCAAUACGUAGAAAAAUGAAUUACCUUUACUUACAGAUGUGAAAGAGAGAGUAUAGGGUUUGGAAAGGAAACUGACAUAUAAAAUAAGAAUCAUUUUGGAUGCAAUGGACAAACAUUAGCGUUGAAGUGACUUCUGUUGACCAACAUAAUGUUGUGAAUGGAAUGGACAAAAUCAGGUCUGGAGACCACUAAUGCAUGUGUUGUGCCCAGAAGGGCACUCAUAAUCACCAACACAUUUUAACUUGUACCUGUCAACUCUAAUUUGGAUGGUGCGUUAUUCUGCAAGAUUCUGUUAGAAUUGUUGCACCUUGAAUAUCUCUUCUGCUAUGUAUCAAUACAUAUUGAAAAGUAAGAGUGCACAUCUAAAUCAAUAAAAACUCCAAUACAGAAUAAGAUAUGGAUGAAAUGUUUAUUGAUGUAUGUUAGAAAAGCGUAAAAACACAAUACCCAUCAACACAAAACAUAUACUCUGUGUAGCACUACCGUAAAUAUGCUGAGUUUGUGUACAAAUAAAUAUUCAAACAAAAUAUUUUCAUAAAAUAAAAUUGUAUGAUAAGCAAAAACAAACUGAUUUAUUCAAAACAAAUAACAAUAAAUAAAAGUCUGUCUAUCAACAAAAUAUCAGAAAUUACUCUCAUCAUACUUUACUACUGACAAUGAGGAGUUCAAACAUAGCGCCUUGGUGGUUAUAUUGCUGGGAUGUUUGGUUCAAAUGUUUAUAUUUACAGAUGUUUACAUUAAGGGUAUAAACAAAGUCAUUUACAGUCAUGGCUGAACAAAACGUAUUCAUUUAAGCAUACUCAAGGUUUUGAGAUAAAAACAUUGACUACCAGUCGCUUGUUUCCACAACCUACAUAUGUACUUAAGAUGAAAUAGGCGGUAUUUCACCGACAUGUACAACAAUGUACACAAAGUCUGAUAUGAUACAGACAAUAAUGAAUUGGUUUGUAAAUGUUUCAGGACAUGAACUGUAUGUUGCAUCAGGUAAAUCUUUAAUUCACUGCUUCACAAAUUCAUAUGAUACAGAAAAUAAUGAAUUGGUUUGUAAUGUUUCAGGAUAUGAACUUGUAUGUCACAUCAGGUAAAUCUUUCACUGCUUCACAAAUUCAUGAUACAGAUGUAACUUGACUUAUUUAAGCAGUAGCAGAAACUUAUAUUUCAAAUACAUUUUAAUUCAUAUAUUUAUGUACCAUCUGAGUAAUUAAUAACAAAACUGAUUUUAGUUUCUUUUAGCAGUUGCAUGAGAUUGUGUAUGUAAAGUAAAGUAAAUCAUUCACUGCUACAGAUAUUCAUAUAAAAUGGAAAUCAACAAAACGACAUUGUGACCUGGGAGACAUUUCAAACUUAAAAUGUGAAGUAGGCAGUGGUAGUUAGUCUGAAAAGAUAUACAUGUACAAUGCAUUUCUCCGACAAUAUACCUGCAAUCUUUAUUUGAAAUCAAAAUGUUUUGAAGCAGCACUUUAGAUAAUCAUACAAUUGAAAGAUCACAACACAUAAAUCAGUAAAAUCACCCAACAAACUGAUAUACAUGCAAUUGUAUGAUUUGAACUUUUGUGGCAAUGUACUAACAUUUUUGUAGAAAAAAUGGGUCGGGGUGGGGUAUUCAUUUCCAAUAAAUAACACAUACAAUAUCAUUUGACUGCAUACAAGAUGAACUUAAUACUAUGACAGACUUUACAUUGGGAUAUCUUGAAGGACAGAUUUUUCUGUCUUUCUUAAAUGAUUCAGUCUCUGUUAAUGUUGGGCAACCAAACUCAUGCUGUGUAUUUGUGACAUGGGUAUCUAGUUUUAUGGCAGAACCGACUGUUCUCCUUCAUAACAAACCCUAAAUAGAUGUUCUCGUCAUGACCAGACCCUAGAAAUCCUUUUGUUUUUUGUAAACCUGUUGUUUUGGUCCAGGUACUCAGAAUUCCAGAACACUUGUGAUAUCUUGUAACUUAUUAAUUAAUGUCAAUAAAAUAAACAUGACAUUCAAUUGAUUUGUUGAAUAAGCUAAAUAUCAAGAACUUUGUAUGCCAAACUUAAUCCAGUAUCAUAUACAAAUAAAAAUUAAUGUCAACACUUA